AUCUGCGACGGACACCUCAUCGCUAAUUCCGUCGCAGAUCUGCUACGGUUUAAACACUUCCGUCGCAGAUUUUAGGGGUGCGAAACGCGAAGGUGCCCGUCGACGAGGUGGAGUCGCAACGAACCCGCCUGAAAAUUGAAAUACGGGAAAUAUGAGCAGGGAGAAGACAACAAAAGCCGUCGACGAGGUGGAAGAGCUGCUGCGAGCCGCCGCAGACGAAACCCUCCUCCAGCUCAGCGUCGAUGCACACACUACCCGAGGAUCAUCCACCCAAUUCAUAGCCCCUGAUCUUGACAGACGCUUUCAAGCCCUAAAAACCCGACCGAAGAGCUCAUCAAUCCCUAAUAAACAUCCAAAGACGUCUGCUCCAACGGCCUCACUAGUCACUGAUAAUGUAAAUUGCCACAGAACAGUUGGUGAUGGUGGCGAUGAGAAUGAUCUGUUUGCUAGGUUUGCUGCGCUCAAGAGCUCCCUCCCUUCCUAUUCUUCCUCGGCUGGUAGUGGUUGCAACCCCAGGUUGGGAAGGGUAGAAUUGGAAAAUGUCGAAGACGAGGAUGAGGACGAUCAAGUUGAGAAGCUGAUCAAGUGGGCUGUUGAUGCCGCGAGGCUUGAUCCUUCUCCUCCUUCUGAUACAGAUUAUGAAGACGAUGAUGAUAACUCUGAUAGCCAUAGCGAAGAUGAAGAUAAUGACGGCACCAAAAGGCAGCAGAAACGGAAAUGAUCAUGAAAUGACUGCUAUAGAUUGCCGUUGGCUGUGAAGGUUGUAGAGCUGCUUCAAAACCUUGAUGUAUGAAGCCUUUGUACCUUUUUGUUCAGAGGAAAAUGUUAUGUUUAUUUUUCCCUGUUAAAAAAAUGUAAGAGUUUGUGCAUGUAUUUGUUCACAGUAUCUCCAAACUGUAAAUAAUGGUGAAGAAUGAAACUCAUAAUCCCUACAACAUGUAGGAUCAUGUAUAUACUACAUUGAAUUGAAUACUGCCACAUCAAUGUAGUAAUCUUACCGGCAGUAUAAUAAUUAAUCUGAUGAUAG
Molecule: messenger RNA, 1027 nt
Organism: Cuscuta campestris
Lineage: Eukaryota; Viridiplantae; Streptophyta; Magnoliopsida; Solanales; Convolvulaceae
Source: the annotation of a GenBank genome assembly